GGAUUAGGAGACAACACGUGAUCGGGAAGUGGCGACGAGCCGCGUUUGGAGGAAGAAUCAUUUCAGGAGGUGUGUCCAGACUGUUGACAUCGAGAACGGGAGGAAGAAUCAUUUCAGGAGGUGUGUCCAGACUGUUGACAUCGAGAACGGGAGGAAGAAUCAUUUCAGGAGGUGUGUCCAGACUGUUGACACCGAGAACGGGUAGCUGCACAUAACAUGUCCUCUCCAGAGAUCGCCUCUCUCUCCUGGGGCCACAUGAAGGUGAAGGGCUGCUCCUCCAGCUACAAGGACUGCAAGGUCUGGCCCGGAGGCAGUCGGGCCUGGGACUGGAGAGAGACCGGGACCGAUCAUCACCCAGGAGUCCAACCUGCUGAUCUGGAGGAGGUGCUGAAGAAGGGAAUAGACUUGCUGGUCAUUGGCAGAGGCAUGAGCGAGGCUCUGCAGGUUCCCUCCUCCACUGUGGACUUUGUGAAGCAGAAAGGUGUCGAUGUCAGAGUCCUGCAGACGGAGAAAGCCGUGGCUGAAUACAACAAACUGGCUGGCCAGGGCGCGAAGGUGGGCGGGGUCUUCCACUCCACCUGUUGAUGAUUUCACCCUCGCCUUGCUGCAUCCUCUGGGGUGAUCGACGCAGUAUGGGGGGGCAGCCCGCAGUGCACAAUUGCCUACAGUCUCCGUUGUGCCUCUUGUAGCUCUCAGCGUGACUACAGAGCACUGAUUUAGGGUUAGACUGAAACAAGUGGGAAAGCUUUGAUUCACGAAGAGUGCUGGCAACUUUAGAAAGCUAAUAGAACUCUAGCAGUCUGAUAUGUAUCAGUAAACAGGAGGCCUUGGUGUAUCUGACUCCAGCUGCUUUUAGGAUGAUCAGAUCUGUGGAAUUCAGGUUGACUGAUGUAAUUUGAACAGUGACUUAUUAAAUGUGGUGGACUGUGCAAUAGAACACUAACACGGAUCACAUCAGUGGUGGUGUUAAUGAUUAAUGUAUAAUACAGUUUUUCUGAGGUGAAAAUGUAUUUCUGCUUGUUUGCUACACAAAAUAAAAAGAGAAACUGAAUCAUCUCCA
This is a messenger RNA of Dicentrarchus labrax (European seabass), 1060 nucleotides long. It is a transcript of the gene aamdc, whose product is annotated as adipogenesis associated, Mth938 domain containing. Bases 217 to 585 code for a protein of 122 amino acids. Gene Ontology annotation, biological process: positive regulation of fat cell differentiation. The record is from RefSeq and is a predicted model, not a curated record. Gene Ontology annotation, cellular component: cytoplasm. Lineage: Eukaryota; Metazoa; Chordata; Actinopteri; Moronidae. The transcript is spliced from 7 exons.